Messenger RNA from Musa acuminata subsp. malaccensis (wild Malaysian banana), 2420 nucleotides. RefSeq names its product protein SIEVE ELEMENT OCCLUSION B. Gene Ontology annotation, biological process: phloem development. Lineage: Eukaryota; Viridiplantae; Streptophyta; Magnoliopsida; Zingiberales; Musaceae. The record is from RefSeq and is a predicted model, not a curated record.
CGCCCCUCCCUAGCUACUAUAUAUACGUGUGUGUUCCGGCAAUUGCACUCCACAGCCACCUCGAAUUUGGUCCUCGUUGUCCUCAGCAAUGGCGUUGACGACAGCAGCGAAGACGCACAUGAUCAAGGCGGAUCGCCACCUCUUCUCCUCUUCGGACGAUAGCGUGGUGAUGAAGCAGAUCCUCGCCACCCACUCCCCCGACGGCCGGGACAUCAAUACGCGCCCUCUCUUGCGAAUCGUGGAGGACGUGCUGCAGAGGGCUACGCCUACCGUCAUCGUGACGCCACAAGCGCAGCUGGAACCGGUGGACGACAAGGCGCACCAUGUUGAGGUCGGCGGCAUGCUCGAAGCGCUUGCGUACACCAUUCACAGGAUUUCAUGCGAGAUUACCUGCAAGUGCUCCGGCGGCGGCGAUGCGCACGGGACGACGCUGGUUCUGCUCAACUCGCUGGCGAACUACACUUGGGAUGCGAAGGUUGUGAUAGCCCUCGCAGCGUUUGCCGUGAGCUAUGGAGAGUUUUGGCUCACCGCCCAGCUGCACACCAUCAAUCCUCUGGCCAAGUCCGUCGCCCUCCUCAAGCAGCUGCCUGACAUCCUGGAGCACACCGACGCCCUCAAGCCCCGCUUCGACACCAUCAACAACCUCAUCAAGGCAAUGCUGGAUGUCACCAAGUGCAUCAUCCAGUUCAAGGAGCUUCCGUCCGAGUACAUUUCGCCUGACACCCCUGCCAUGGCCAUGGCCCUAGCGCACGUCCCCACCGCUGUCUACUGGACCAUCAGAAGCGUCGUUGCUUGCGCUUCUCAAAUCGUUUCCCUCAUUGGCCUCGGUCACGAGUACAUCAGCUCCACCAGUGAAGUAUGGGAGCUCUCGAGCUUGGCCCACAAAGUUGGCAGCAUUCAUGGGCACCUCACCAAGCAACUUGAUCUGUGCAAUCGACACAUCGGUGAGAAGAAACACAUCGAAGCUUACCAGACCCUGGUGCGGCUCUUUGAGACUGUACACAUCGAUAACUUGAAGAUCCUCCGGGUGCUGAUCUCUUCCAAGGAUGAUCUGCCCCUCAUCGACGGCUCCACGAAGAGAAGAGUCAGCGUCGACGUGCUGAGGCGGAAGAUCGUGAUGUUGUUUAUCUCCGACCUCGACAUCAUCCACGAGGAGCUCUUCGUUCUCAUACAGAUCUACAACGAGGCGCAUCAUGGGAAGCUCGACCGCAGCUACGAGGUCGUCUGGCUGCCGGUGACCGAUCGCCACGUCCCGUGGACUGCUGCCAAAGAGGAGACCUUCAACCGCCUGGCAUCCAACAUGCCGUGGUACUCGCUGCACCACCCCUCGCUACUAGAUCCGGCGGUCAUCAAGUACAUACGGGACUUGUGGCACUUCGACAAGAAGCCAUUGCUGGUGGUGCUGGACCCCCAGGGGAAGGUCGUCUGCCCUAAUGCCCUCCACAUGGUGUGGAUCUGGGGAAGCCAGGCGUUCCCCUUCACCAGCAACAGAGAAGAAGCUCUAUGGAAGGAAGAAUUAUGGCGACUCGAGUUCUUGGUCGACGAAAUCGAUCCUAUCAUGCUUGGAUGGGUAAAAGAAGGGCGCCAUGUUUGCCUGUACGGAGGAGAGAAGAUCGAGUGGAUAAGGGAGUUCACGAAUGUGAUGAAGCGGGUGUCGCAGGAAGCCAAUAUCCCCAUCGAGAUGGUGUACGUGGGAAAGAGCAACCCCAAGGAGCGCGUGAAGAAGGCCAUCAACGUGAUCGCCAACGAGAAGCUGAGCGGGUACUGGCAGGACCCGGUGAUGGUGUGGUUCUUUUGGGUGCGGCUGGAGAGCAUGUGGCACUCCAAGAUGCAGAGCGGGCGGACCAUCGACAACGACCCCAUCAUGCGGGAGGUGAUGACGAUGUUGAGCUUCGACGGUAGCGACGACGGGUGGGCCAUCAUCAGCCAUGGCUCGAUGGACAUGGUGAAGUCCCACGGUAGGAAGAUCAUCGACUGCCUCCUGCAGUUCGACUCCUGGAAGGGGAGUGUGCAGGAGCAGGGCUUCGUCCCCGCGCUCACCGGCGCGCUGGAGCCCUACCACACCCAUGAGCACUGCACCCGCCUCAUCCUCCCGGGCGACACCGGCAGGAUCACGGAACAGGUGGUCUGCGCCGAGUGCAACCGCCCCAUGGAGAAGUUCGUGCUCUACCGCUGUUGCAACGACUGAGUACGCCGCCUGCCGAACCCUGGUUUCCUGCCAUGGCAGAUCAUCAGAAGCUCGGUCGAGUAGGAAGGAUCCAAAUAAAAGUGUGUGAGAGAGAGCGCUUGCUGCUUCUUCAUCGUUCUGCAAGUGCAGUAUCGUACGUCCAUUUGAGUUGCUUAUGAUUGUGCUGUUCCUUUCUUGGUUGUCAACCUUUCCUUUAUCUUAAAUUAAAAGAACUACUUAUCAUUGUUCAUCU